Messenger RNA from Chanos chanos (milkfish), 2314 nucleotides. It is a transcript of the gene ppp1r1b, whose product is annotated as protein phosphatase 1, regulatory (inhibitor) subunit 1B. The record is from RefSeq and is a predicted model, not a curated record. Bases 162 to 683 code for a protein of 173 amino acids. Lineage: Eukaryota; Metazoa; Chordata; Actinopteri; Gonorynchiformes; Chanidae. Gene Ontology annotation, molecular function: protein phosphatase inhibitor activity. Gene Ontology annotation, cellular component: cytoplasm. Gene Ontology annotation, biological process: intracellular signal transduction. The transcript is spliced from 5 exons.
GUGAGAGUGAAAGAGUUAGACAGAGAGAGAGUGAGAGUGAAAAGAAGGAGAAAAGACAGCUGAGGAGUAAGCAUCUGUGUUCGUUGUUGACAGUGUGUGGGGAGAGAUUUGUCCGGCGAGAGUGCACGCGCACACGGUGGGGGGGGGGAACCUGACAGAUCAUGGAACCCUCAGGGACACCGGACGUCCCGGCGGAGCCAAAGGAAAGACGGAAGAUCCAGUUCGCCGUGCCGGCCUCGGCGCCGACCCAACUGGACCCGAGACAGGUGGAGAUGAUCCGACGUAGGAGGCCCACGCCUGCUACCUUGUUUAGAGUGGCCGACCAAUCGUCUCCCGAGGACGAUAACUCCACCCACCAGUGGGUCGUCGGUGAGAAUGGUGUUCUUAAACCCAAACGCGUCAACCCAAAUGUGUACCAGCCCCCUUCACUGAGAGCUGUGCAGCAGAUGGCCGAGGCUCAGAUGCAAAAGUUGGGUGUGUAUCCUCACAUGGAGGAGGAGAAUGAAGAUACCUUUCAGGGGGACGAGGAAGAAAAUGCCCCAGUGUACACCGCUGAUCAACAGGAAGAGAUGGGCACAACCGACAGCCAAUCAGAAACAAGCUUGGCAGGAGCCCUACCACAGGCUGAAAAAGAAGGGGAAAAGGAAAAGAAGACAGAGGAGGAGAGCAGGAAUUCUGAGUGACAGAUAGAAGGAGAGAGAGGAGAGAGAGUGUGUGUGUGAAAGAGAGAGAGAGAAAGAGAGGGGGAUGAUGUACCAGAAGUAUAUUUCUCUAAUGAGUAUCUCAGACUCAAAUAUAAAGAAAAAGAUGGACGGUUUGGCAUUGUGUUUGUUCAGACUGAGUAUGUGUGUAUGUGUGUGUUUCUACUGUGUGUAUGGAGAGAGAGAGAGAGAGAGAGACAGGGGGCACACUAAUAAGGAUGUGAUGAAUGAUCUUGACACAGAAACACAGACAAAAUUAUUACCCUUGUGUCACUAUAAUGAUGAUGAGAUUAGAGAGGUCCUAGAGGUUAAAGGCCAAAGGUUAAACACUGAAAUAUUAGACCCAUGGAAGCCUGAACAGGUAAUGACACAAACACACGCACACACACACAUACACACACACACACACACACACACGCACACACACACACACACUACGUUGAGGUCCAGAGGGUUGCAAAGCUUGAAAAGUGUGUCAGAGCUAAUAUCAUGACAUGUAUUAUGUUACAUGCUGUCUCUCAGUGUGUGUCUAUGUGUGUGCAUUUGUGUGUGAACAUGGCCUAGUUCAGACGAAGAGACAUGUAGCAAUCAACCAGAAUGAAUUAGUCUACACUGCCACCUAGUGUUCUAAUCCAGAAAGUACAACUACAUGCAUACAUUUACACAACACACACACACACACACACACACACGCACACACAAGUAAGCCUCACACAUACAGACACACCACAACGCACACCACAACAAAAUAAUUGACAGAUAGUUAGCGCUAUCAGUAAGACUCUUAAUUAAAUAAACCUUUCAUGAAUCUUCAUGAACUGUGUAAAUAUGAAAUUAAAAUUUUCUAUGAUGUGUCUUUACACAUCAACACUUCUGGAAUCAAACCUGUCUGUAAGACUUGUUCAGCUUCUUCUCCUCCCACAGAGAAAGGAUCAAGAGAGAGGGAGAGGGUGGGGAGUUGGAGACACAGACUUAAUUAAUGUUAUAAAUUGCAGAUCUCAAAGUCGUUGUUUUUUCAAUAAAAUGUCCCAGGCAUUUCUCUAAUCCUCCUUUUAACUUUUCAUGAAUGUUUCUGACUCUUCUUUAGAUUUCACGAACAUCUUUAUCUUAUCUCUAUUGCUUCCCCCCCCCCCCCUCCAUAUUUGUUAAUUUCAAAUUAUAUAAAAGAUCGCGGACAACAUGAUAUGAACAUUGUUUUCAUGUACAACAUAUGCAUACACAAUAUUAAAAAAAAAUGUGGGCAAAUCUAUGGAUUAUUUGGUCAACAGAUUAUUUGAUUAAUUAUUUUCAUUCUUUGGCCUAUCUAAUGGGCAUUUCUGUGUGGAUGAUGAUGAUAUGAUGAUUAUGAUGGUGAUGAUGAUGAUGAUGAUGAUAUGGCAUUAUGUAAAGCCAUGAAGGUUUCCACUCUCCUCUCCUGUGAGGGCAUUCCUCUUUCCAUCUCUCCACAUCCAUCUGUCCUCUGAGGUCAGCAUGAAGACUAAAACUUCCAUCUGCUUCUUCAUUUCCACUUUUUAAAUACAUUUACUUUUAUUAUCUUUCUUUUUUUUUCUUGGAACUUGUAAAGAUGUAGAAACUUCAAAGUGAGAGACUAAAAUAUUCUGUGGAAUCAACCC